AAUUGGGAAGGUUGCACCAAAACUUGAGCGAUAUUACCGGUACACCCAAGAUGGUGGUCUGUAGCGGCCACCCCUCAUCUCGGUCUCCAUUGAUACGGUAAUAGCUCUGUUAUUAUCUCUUAAAACAAUCAACCACCAUGGUGCUGGUGACAAUCCACGUCCGUCCUCGCGAUGGGUACAGCUACCCUAACCGGAUCAAAACCAUUACAGUGGACAGUUCCUAUCGUCUCGAGCAAGUGAUCUCUGAUUUGAAGUUGGAUACCAAGAAGGGAAUCCAUCUAUUUUCUCGUCAAGGAGCUCACGAAUUGGCGCUCAAUACAUCCUUGGCCACCAACAAUGUCCAAAGUGGAGAUAUUAUAGAGACUUGUUCCUCUCCUCUACUGGCGUCUGUCUUGUCGGCUGCGUUGACUGAUUUGAACACGGUGCAAUCAUCUCUCUUGGAAGAGGAACGAACCCGAGAACGUAUCGAGCCCCUCUUGGAUCUGAAUAGCAGUCGAACGCUGGACCCUUGGACGAAUCGAUGGAAUCAGGAUAGCAUGAAAUCGAGAAUUGUCUUUAUGGCUCUCGCCAAGAAGGUUAUUCAGCGUCAAGAUCGAUUUGCCAAUGUGAUUGUUCCACAGUGUACCACCUUGCACGAACUGUACGCAUUCUGGACCAAAUUCAUGGAAGAACAAAAACAAGACCAACAACCGAGACGAUCUCAUCAUAAUAGCAUGGCACACCUCUUCAAACCAAGUACAGCUAGGGAUGCAAGACCAACCACCUGUUGGCAGUUGCUGCAGUUCAAACUGGACAAAUUAUUGAAUCAAAUGGGUACUCCUACUAUGCAUAGCGACAACCAGAACAACAAUCCCAUUGCAUCCUGUCCUAUUGAAGCCUUUUUGGCUGCCGAAACGGCACGUCAUGAGCAACGAACCGGAGUUUCUACGCCAAGCACUACCAGCAGGGCCUCCCGAAGAAAGGCACCACCAUCCAGCGAACGACCAAACAAGCGGCGGCGAUUGGCCAUUGAAUCACCAUCGGGGCGACUCAAAGAUCAGGAUUGGAAGUGUUCUACAUGUACCACAGCUCCGGCAGACUGUCUGUGUCUGACAGAGGGAUGUCCCUUUGUCAAGAUACUCUCCUGUCUCGGAUGCUUCUCGGCCAAUCAUCCACCCUUGCAACGCAAUCACCAAUGUGUCCCAUUUACCGAUGCUCGCGCCAAGGCAAUCUUGAAAGAGAUGCAUCGACAGGGGAAACAAGAUAUAUACUGUCCACAAUACGCUUCAGGACCCUUUGCAAUCCUAUGUACAUUAUAUAGACAAAUGCAAAAGGGUCAGUUGUCACUCGAUGAAUCACGCCUCAAAGAAUUGGCACAACCCAUUUGUCGAUCCAAUUUCUACGAUCAUCAGGCACGAGGGAGAAACGCAUUUGCCUGUAUUGAAUCGCUCAUGGAGCGAGACAUGGUGAGAAUGGAACGGCUCCCUGGAAGAAGAGCCAACCAAGAGGGUAUUUACAGUCUCUUACCAACCGGAGAGGCAUUGGGUAAAUACUGCGACGUGUUUCAAAAACAGGUCUUAGCGACAGUUGGUGAGAACAUUCCAAAAGGACAACACAACAAUCCGAUUACAAUUGUGGUAGACACGCGAGAGGAUCAGACAUAUGCCAAUCGAUUCAUCCAGCGUUGUCAAGUCGAACGCGUUCCCUGUGAGCAGAGGGAAUUGCCGGCAGGAGAUUAUCUCUUCCUGGUCGACGACAAAGUUUGCCCGGUGGUCAUUGAACGAAAGACUUGGUCCGAUCUGGCAGACUCGGUAUUGGGCAAAGGCCGGCAGCAGCGACGCUUGGAUUGCGUCAAGAUUGGAUCGUCGUCGUCAAAGUGCGAGAAUGGACGAUGCCAACUGUGCAAAAUGAAAGCCAGUGGAUGCACCAAGGUCAUGUUUCUGAUUGAAGGUGCGAGAUGCGACAACCGCGAUGAUGCGCCCAAUAAAUGUACGCCCGAAAGGCGUUGUCAAUUUUGCAGAGAAAUCCAAGAUCGACACGGCAGAGAUAUUGUGCACGAGCGCUUGGAAGAAGUUUUGUUCCGGUUGCAAGUGGAACACGGGUGUUUCAUACACUACACUCGGUCAUACAAUGAAACCAUCGAUACCAUGUUGAUAAUUCGAGACGUCCUCGGUUCGAGCAUCGUGUCGACCGAGAUCAACGAAGACGACGACGUUGCUCGGGCGAUUUCUCUUUCACUUGGAAAAGCGCCAUCAGCUCACAAGUCAACCCCUUCCGUAGGCUCGCUUUCUCUUACUUUUGAUGAAUUUUCCAAAAAUGCAAGGCGCAAGGGUGAAAAUACAGCCACCCAAUUGACUGCCCCUGUUCUCGUGGAGUGGGACGACCAUUUGUUCAUCAGAGGGAUCAUUGAAGGGUCGAUCGAAGAAUCAAUUGGCAACCUUACCAGUUCGAGCCGAAGCAACGAGGCAAGCCAUUCUGCGCAUGUUGUUGAUCUAGAGAAGUCUUUUCAAGAAGCGGCCUCAUCUGCCACCACAAAAGACGAAGCCAGCGACUCGGGGGCUUCAGUCAUGGUAUUGGAUGGUGUGGAUGCACUCCGGACUGAGACGAAGAACAACGCCAAGAAAGGGUCACCACCCAAUGACGCGAUAAUCAACAUAGACAGUGACGAUGAUGAUGACCUCAACGCCUCUGUCGAAGUCGUCGAUCACAAUCCGUUCCUACCGAAAACGGAGGUGCUAUCUGACGACGAAGUGGAAGUCGUCGAAACAAAGCCUCCAGCAAAGAGAAAGAACGAACCUCACAUCACUUCGAACAACAAGAAUGUGGAUCCUGCGCCCGCCUUGUUGCUGAUCAAUGGAUUGUAUCACUAUGAUGCAGAAUUCUACAAGGACGUAUCAGCGAUUUGGAAGGCCUUAUACCACCGACAGAGAGCUGCAGAUUCUACAGACAACGAAUUUCGAUCACAGUGUGCGGUUGAAAUGCAAAAGCUGCAGUCCGCCGAGUCGCCUCUCGCGGGCCGAAGCUCGAUUCUUUUCUGGUUACUUGAUAUCCAAAUCAGGAGGGGUGUCUUUGUACAGGUGGCACGAGAGAGUAGUCAAAGGCAACGUUUAAGCUCGCUGCUGCAAAGUGCCGCUGGCGAACUUCCCUUGCUGGCUGUGGCGGCGCCUCCCGUCAAAACACCCGUAGAGGACAGGUCGAGCGGGCGUAGGCGUGGAGCUUCGUCCUCCGCCUCAAAGAAGGCUACCGGUACGCCUUCAACUCCUAUCCGAAGAAAUUCAGCUUCAUCGCCCAAAGAAGCAGAACACGUCUGUACAAUUUGCAAAAGUGCACUGGGAAAGUUGAACGUGGUAGUCACUCCGUGCAUGCAUCCCUUCCAUGAAAAUUGUCUGGCAGCGUGGCUCAGCAGCAAGUCAGGUAGCCGUCUAUGUCGAUGUCCGAUGUGCAACUAUGAUCUGACAACCUACAAGAAGGAGAAGGCAAAGACGAAAGUGCAAACGAGCGCCAAGAAACAUAGUGAACGUCCGCCACGUCCACGCGGCAACACAGAAGCGGACAGGGUUAGAGAGGCUCGAUUGGCAAGGUUUGACAACAUGCUAUCGAUCCCUGAACCUGCAGCUAGAGUUGACGCCAUGGGAAUGGGUACGCCAGUCCAGGCAAACCGCAAUGGGUGGAGUUGCGAUAAAUGUACCUUCCAGAAUGGUUUGCAUGCUAACCAGUGCCAGGCAUGUGGCUCAGCGCGUGCAAAAGAAAUGUGGAGUUGCCAUCAAUGCACUUACGUGAAUGAUCCUGAGGCUUCAGAGUGCGGAAUGUGUAACGAACAUAGACAAACAGGCACUCCCGGUAGGAAUGAUAGCGGUAGUUUUGCGUUGGACUUUGACUACGGAUCGGGACCCUCAUGCACUCCCACGCUGUCGCGAGCACGAGUCGACAUUCCCACUGCAAGUGCUAAGGCUCCAUCAACUGACAGUACAAAGAAACGAAUAAGGUGUGGCGCCUGCGGCCAAAAUGGGCACAAUCGAGCGUCAGCUACAGAGUAUAACUGUCCCAUGUAUUUUGACCAGGCGGAGAUCGAGCGUCGCUCCAAGAAAGCAGAAGAAUACAGACAAAAGGCUAGAAAAACAGAGGAGGCAAUCGACCGAAACAAAAGGGACGCCGCGGGUCUUGGCAGAAAGCUAGAAGAUGCAAAAAGAGCUGUGGCGGAGCUCGAACGAGCGGCAGCAGGUCAAGGGAACCUACAUGCAAACGAAGUAAAGCGACUGGAAAAGGAACGGAAAAGGGCAGAGAGGCAAGCCCGCAAGUACGAGUAAGUAGGUCUCCCUUUAUCUUCCAAAAACAUGUGUAGGCUUCAGGCAAGUAGGUGCGAGUUUUGGGUAACUAUUAAGUGGUUUUAGUAGUAG
This is a messenger RNA of Seminavis robusta, 4376 nucleotides long. The record is from the annotation of a GenBank genome assembly. Lineage: Eukaryota; Bacillariophyta; Bacillariophyceae; Naviculales; Naviculaceae.